GCCUGUGCAUGCAAUUAUCCAAAUGUCGGAGAGAGGAAGACCUCGUCGAUGACAACGACGCAAUGACGGAAGCGAGCGUAACCGCCCCCCCCUAAGUCCGAUGUACUAUGAUUAGCGAAGCCGAUAUCCUGAUGGUGCAUGGAAAAAAACGCAUACUUCCGCGAUCAGGAAAAAAACAGACCUUUGAUUAGGCUCAGCCUAUAAAGCAACCAUGUUUCUAUUCAACUGUCCAGUUCCUCAACUACGAUCCUCGUGUCCUACGAGCUCUUUCUUCCGAGGUCGAGCGUGCGUCUAGUUUCGUCAGUAAAAUCGAAAGAGCUGUCCAUACUUAAUUAUUUCGACAUGCAAAUUGCUAUUCGUAGAGGAUGGUUAUUAUUCCGCUCGUGGUAAUGAGUGAAGUGUGAAAUCGAAAGUUCAAGUGCGUUAUUACUGAAGUUACACAACUCACUGUAGCCAUUUUAAAGUUUGCAUUAUCGAGUUUAUCAAGCGCAUCGACAAAAUUAAAAGCAUAAGAAGUAUAAAAAGAAAGAGAAUGUGACAUUAAUUUCCGUCGUAGAUCAUGAUAUCACGAUCGUCCGCUAAUUUUAUUUAAAUCUUUAAAGCUUACGAAUGAAAUAAUCUUUGUAGAAAAAAAUAUCGAUUCUCAAGAUGUUCCUCAUGUUAUCGAGGAUACUGUCUCGUACGAACUGCAUUCUGAUUUUGGUGAUACUCAAUCACGCGUCUUCGGCACCUGUGCAAUCCAGGAAAAACUCGCCGCUUCAAAACGAACAAGGCUUCUCGACCUUUCCAAAGAUCGUGGAAUUCCAAUUACCGCUCAAAAUCGCCUCGAAGGAAGAUUUAGUUGCUUGGUCUAAAUAUGUGUCGAAUUUGAUGGCGACAAAGGUAAAUUUGACGCCGAUUAUGAAGAACUCGCCGACAGCCGAGAAACGGCUUCCCUUUAUGAACGAUUUAGGCUCAAAAUCGAAGGAGAUGAUGAUGAAGAAGGCACCUGUCAAUGAGAAACGACAGGGCCCGCCGAACUAUCCGGCGCGAAGACUCAAGGAACCCCCUAUGCAAAGACCGGAUGACAAAGUGGUCGCUUUCCCUUUGCCCAUAGGAGCAAUGCAAACGACAACACCGAAACCGCAGGACCAUUCUAGUUUUUCUACCUCGAGUAUCAAUGGACAGACUGAUUUCGGACAAUACGUGGACUUCAACGUUGGGAAUUUCUUUCAGCAAAGUGAGAUUGAUACCUUUGGGAAUUUUGAUGCCUUCUUGCAGCCACCUGCCAACGCGUAUCUUCCAGUACCGCCGAGACAGACAGAUGAUACCGCUAAAUCGAAUCAAAAUGCUGUCGGUAAGAAUUCUUUCAACUCCAAUAAGUCGACAAAACUCCAGAAUACGAUGAAUCCUUCGAAUCCUCGCGUCAAAACCCAGAAUGACGAGCUCGGAGCUCAGAUGUUGCCGUUUUCCGUGAAUAACGGAUUAACUGAAGUGAAUAUGUCGCGUAUAGGUGAACCUCUGUUGACUUUUCCAUUCCAAGCGAUGGUCACAAUCACUAAAGAGCUUCCAGCAGCUACGAUGUUACAACUGCAGGAUUACACAGAUCUUCCGGAUGAGUUUCUGCCGUUCUUCGAAAACAACUACAGACCUAUGAACGAAUCCGGGCACGUUUUCAAUGACUUCAUUACCGAUACGAGUGAAACGAAGACACAGGGAAACGUGAAAAAGGCGGAAAACAAAAAGAAGUCACAAAAUGUACGCGAGCAAAAAAAGCAAAGUCAAAAAGCGAACGCCAGAAAGACGAACGCAAAGACGAGUGCAAAGAGUCAGAAGUCGUCGGUGAAACAACAAUCGGCCGUACUCGGAGAUUUGUUGAGAAUGUUAGGUAUCUUGCGGAAAUUGACGAAAAAUUCCACGGAGAUUAACGUCGCGACACCUGUACUCUCUAUCUUGAAAGGUACGAACACGCAGAAGAUACAAGUGGCUUUAGAGGAGGCGCUGCCUAAUCGAAAACGCAAUCAAAUAUUUCUAGCGCAACAAAUGAAUGAGGACAAUGAUAAAAAUGACAAUGAUGGGGUCCGUGAUACUGAAAACGAUGAUAUUGAAAACAGUGGUAAUGGAAACAGCAAUAAUGAAAACAGCGAUAAUGAAAACGCCGAUAAUGAAGACAUCGAUAAUGGGAACAAUGAUGACGAAGGACCGCAAACAGAAGCACAAGAGGAUGACGAGGAAGGGGGUGGAUCUAUACAAGCUAUACUCGACUUAUUACCGUUAGCUGCGCCGAUUCUCGAAGAUCUUAGUGAUCCGAAUUCCGACGUUGAUAUAGUAGAGCUGCUUGAAGGUGCACUUCCUCUUCUCGAAGGACUCUCUGAUCCAGAGGAAGACGGAUUUGAUAUUCCUGGGGUUCUACUCCCACUCUCCCAGAGGCUCAGUGAGGGCCCAGAGGGACAAGGCAGCGAUUCUGGCUCCAUUUUAGGACCAAUUGUUCAGUUAAUAGCGCCGUUGAGCGGACCUCUUUCGGGUCCUCUGAUCGCUCCGCUGAGUCGUACCAGUAGUGGCCCCGACGGCAUACAGGGAUCGGCAUCUGUAUUUGGCGCAUCGGCUGAACCUUUAAGCAAGCCAACGGGACCAUAUGGACAAUCAGUGUUGUCGGGCCUUGUUGCCGGUAUCACCGCUAAACUAAGUAAAGAAUCCGCUCUUGCGGCAGGUGAUUCGGAUGUGAAAUCUCUAGUAAGCUCGAUUGUGCAAGGCGUACUCGCUGGUGCUAGUGCUGGAUCCCAACAGAAGAAGGGUUACGGUUACGGUUAUGGUACUCCAUACGGUUAUGGUGCUCGGAACAAUAGUAACGUUAAUAGAUAUGGCAACAAUGACCCAUAUCACACAUCCACAACCUACGACCAUUAUCAAGCCUACCCUGAUUAUAGCUACAAACCUACUAAAUCAGUCCUUACCGAGCCGAUACAGACUAUCUUAGGCGCUUUCCUGAAGCUAUCGGCCACGUCGUCGACCUCCAGUGCAAGUCUAUCAGGCACGUCGUCGGAGGGGAGCUCAAAGCAGUCAGCCUCUGCCUCAUCAAAAACAUCACAAGAAACACCCACGUAUGGUCCACCCACACAUGCGACUUAUCCACACACAUAUCAUCCGACUUACGUAGCGGCGCCCAAACCUUCUUACGCUGCAUCUCCGCCGGCGAGCUCUUCGUACACGUCAUACACGCAAAGACGAACACGGCAGCAAAAGAAAAUGUGAAUUACAUAUCAUUCCGCCUGCAGUUUAUUACUUUAUCGGUAUUCAUAAAAUCAUUUCCGAUAGAUAAAGUGUACUUCAUAAUAAGAAACCAUAGAAAUUCUUAGGAUUACUUCUUGGAUUUUUUUUUACGUAAAAUCUAUUUGAAAAGACUACAUUUAAGUGCAGCUGUCAUGACUACGGAAUCGGUUCAUGACCUCUCUGGUAAAUCCCAGUGAUGGUUUUCGCAAUAACGAACUCAUUGAUACAAUCGAGAUCAUGUGGGUUCUGUAUGACACAAUAAUUGCAGAAUAAUCUUAGUCGCGCAAGGACGGCUGUCACGUCAUCGUUGAGAUUGUUCUGAACUUUCGUUUUCACCUUAUUUAAAUUGUUAUUUCCUGUGAAUAAUCUUGUGGCUAACUGUGAAUAAUUUCGUGCAACAUACAUGUACAAACACCUCGCCAUUCGCCCUUUUAACGAUUGAAUAUUGUAUUCGAACAUCAAUUACAAAAUAUAAUUAUUAAUAAAUAUGUAUAAAUAAAAUAAAAUUUAUUUAUUCUUACUAAUCGAAAUUAUUUGCAGUUAUUUUUUAUAAUUAUUAUCAGUAUCUAUCUACUGUCAAUGCUAAGCGUCUUGGACAUGAUUUUAUUUUAAUUAGAAUUAAUUAAGAACUCCUUGGCUGUACGAUACCAACUAAAAGUUAUCAAAAUGUAAAAACUGUAAGCUUUUCAGGUUUCUUUAUUUUCUUUCUAAUCAACGACAAAAAAAAUUUGGGUUGUGAAUGCAUCCUGCAAAGUUGCAAAGAAUGAUAUAAUUAAUAAUGAUUGAUUGGUAAAUCCGCCUUAGAUUCUGAAACUUGAUUAUUGCGAUUUAUGAUAGUUAUCUAAGAUAUUAUGAUAGUUAGAUACUUAUCUAACGAGCGUGCGCAAAUAACCAAUCGUGUGAUUUCGUACAUAGAAGCGAUCUUCCCUUUUCUACGGCGAUCACGGUGAACUCACCAUGAUUGCGUUUAUCCGAUUUUGCAGAUAAGUUUGUUUAGUCAUGUAGGUUUAUUACGUUUCAAAUAGUUUUAUAUUUAUUGUCACUUGCUCAAUACUGAUUUAAUACUGGAUUGUCGUAAUUACGAAAUUAGAAAUGUAUUUCUCGUGUAACCGUUGAGUACACGUUGUGAUUCGUCAAUACAUACAUUUGCGAUUAUUAGUAGUGCAUUUGUACAAAUCCAUAUCAUUUGCUCUGUAUCGCUUAUAUAAAAUACAUAUUGCUUUUUUUUUAGUGGUAAAUCAACUUCUCUCUCUUAAUUCACUGCGUCAUGUAUAAUCUCCGUUAAAUCUAACAAAUAAUUUGGCUUAUAAUGACGUAAGACACGAUUUCACGAGCCGCUCGAACCGGUUGUUUGAGGGAUAAAAGUGAUCACGUGAUUGCCUUUGUCACAAAAUUAUUCAUUAGCCAGCGGCUAAAAUUUUCUAAUUCGAACAGCUGCAUGCUUAUUAUUUCUUAUCCUAUUUCAUCUAUGUACAACAAUCGUCUUACUUGAAUAUAAUAAUACUUAAAUGUAAUAAUUCCUAUGAAAUUUUUAUAUUUUCGGUAAUUCUUUGAGAGAUGCGAUGCAUACGAGUACAUCCAUAAAUGUACUCUUGUCAAUUGGAAAAUAACUGCGACGUAAUACUUAUGACACAUCUGGCGAAAAGGAAGCGUUAGCUCUUUUACGCGGAAAGAGACCUCGCAUUUGUUUCAUACGGCACAUGCUAGUAUAGGCGUAUAAA
Messenger RNA from Solenopsis invicta (red fire ant), 4970 nucleotides. RefSeq lists its product as uncharacterized. NCBI's taxonomy places the organism in Eukaryota, Metazoa, Arthropoda, Insecta, Hymenoptera, Formicidae. The record is from RefSeq and is a predicted model, not a curated record. The transcript has 9 exons. Bases 649 to 3231 code for a protein of 860 amino acids.